Messenger RNA from Enterobius vermicularis (human pinworm), 234 nucleotides. The record is from the annotation of a GenBank genome assembly. NCBI's taxonomy places the organism in Eukaryota, Metazoa, Nematoda, Chromadorea, Rhabditida, Oxyuridae.
AUGUUUUUUGAGCUUCUGAAGCGUCUUUUGAAAUUGCGUAUUUGUGUUGUCCAUCUAGUGAACUGUGGUAUUGAAGAUGUCAAAGAAGACUUCGGAGCAACUGCUGGUAGGCAUGAAAGAGGUGAAAUUGGCGAGCAGGCAGCAGCUUAUACUGGUAUGGGUAAACCGGGACAAAGUUACGGUGAUAUGAUUGGGUUUGGUUACGGAAGACACGGUGGUGGCAUUUUUGGAUAA